AUGGCGUCCACCGGAUUCCGCCGGGAACUGGAACAAGGCGGCAACAGGAGCUGGGAAAACCUCAAGAAGGCCGAAGGACUCAAGGGACGAGCGAGUACCGUGCAGAACAUGAACGACCAGCAUGACGAGCAGAAACUUUUGUACCAAGAACUUCCGUUCCGAGCGCUGCCGGGGAUGCGGCGGCGGUCGUUCCGUAGCGAGCGCGAGUUCCCGCAACUCCGGACUCGCAGCUCCUGGGCAAAUCUGUCGCGACUGGUCAAAAAGAAUGGAGAGAUCAAACCGCUGCUUGAAGAGGAACCAGACGAGAGGCUCGAGCCAGGUUACACGUACCCGUUGCUCCAAUCGUGCGUGGUAGCAGUGCUCAACGCGUUUCAGUACGGCUACAAUACGGCAGUAACCGGCGCCAUGAAUGCCAACGUGGUCUUUCCUGGACACUCGGACAUGCUCUGGGCCCUCUGCGUGUCGAGUUUUGCCGUCGGUGGACCUAUUGGAUCCGUCAUUGGCGGGCAGCUGAACGCUUCGCUGGGUCGCAAGAUGACGAUGUCGGCCAACUCGUGCCUCUUUGUGGUCUCUGGACUGGUUAUGGCGUUUGCCGUCGACAUGUACAUGCUGAUCCUCGGCCGCUUUCUUGUCGGUAUUGCCUCAGGUGCAGCAACCAUCCUCGUGCCACUCUAUCUCGGUGAGCUCGCACCUCCAAAUCUUCGGGGUGCUUUGGGCACGACCUACCAAGUUGCAAUGGUGCUUGGUAUUCUCGUGACGGAUCUCCUGGCGUUCGGCUUUGCAGGGGAAAGUGACAGCUUGACACGUCCUGGAUGGCGUCUCAUGUUUGGCUUCACGGGACUUCUGGGACUCUUGCAACUCGUGCUUGCUCCAUUACUGAUUGAAAGUCCGCGAUGGCUCCUUAACAAUGGCAAUCCAAAGGAUGCAGAGGAGACGUUGCGAAAUCUACGUCAGUUGGACAAUGUCGGGGAAGAGAUGGACAGCAUCUCGGCGGCAAGCACGAGCGAAUCGGGCAAUGUCCAGAGUAUUGGCGACGUCCUGCGUGACCCGAGCAUCCGCUUGCCUCUCCUCGUCGCUGUCGUCUUGCAAUUUGGACAGCAGCUGAGCGGCAUUAGUGCAGUCAUGUUCUACGCGAGCUCGUUCUUUCAGAAUGCGGGACUGGAAAACCCACUCAUUGGCAUCACGCUCGUGUACAUUGUGAACGUGCUCUCAACGAUUGUUGCCUUGAUGCUCAUGGACUCUGCUGGUCGUCGCCCGCUCCUGAUCUGGUCAAUGGUUGGCAUGCUCGUGUCGACAGUAAUUCUGACGGUCGGGCUCUCGAACCUCCUGCCAAUGUCCAGUUUCUUCAGUGUCGGUGGCGUCAUGAGCUUCGUGUGGUUCUUCGAGAUCGGCCUCGGUCCCAUUCCGUGGUUGAUUGCAGCCGAAAUGUUUCCACCCAAGUCACGUACUGCAGCGACGUCCAUUGCGACGAUGGUCAAUUGGUUGGGUCUGUUCAUCAUUGGCAUUGUCUUUCCAACCAUGCAAAGGGCGCUGGGCAACUUUAUCUACGUCCCCUUUGCCAUCACGCUGUCCCUCACGUUGGCCUUCUCCCUCAAGUUUGUACCCGAGACGAAGGGCAAGACGCUGGAUGAAAUCCAACAAGAAGUCAACCACCACUAG
Peronospora matthiolae is the source of this 1659-nucleotide messenger RNA. The record is from the annotation of a GenBank genome assembly. Lineage: Eukaryota; Oomycota; Peronosporomycetes; Peronosporales; Peronosporaceae.